Fonsecaea monophora is the source of this 924-nucleotide messenger RNA. RefSeq lists its product as hypothetical. The transcript is spliced from 3 exons. Gene Ontology annotation, cellular component: plasma membrane; cell cortex of cell tip. Bases 1 to 924 code for a protein of 307 amino acids. Gene Ontology annotation, biological process: fungal-type cell wall organization. The record is from RefSeq and is a predicted model, not a curated record. NCBI's taxonomy places the organism in Eukaryota, Fungi, Ascomycota, Eurotiomycetes, Chaetothyriales, Herpotrichiellaceae.
AUGGUCAACGCAGGCCGUGUCUGCUGCAUAGCAGCGCCCUUUCUCCUCUCAAUAGGUGUACUGACACUCGACAAUCUAUACUUUGUCAAGAUCGACAUGACCAACCUCACACUGACGUCCUCCGCAAACCUCCUCGCUGGAGAUAACUCCAACAGCACCCUGUUAGGCGGCGCCCUCCAAGCAGCCAAGCAAUCCCUGGGUAUGAAAGACUACUACACCAUCUACCUGCGCAGCUAUUGCAGUUGGAAUGGCGACGACACCUAUGCAAAUUGCACGGACCCGAAAUCCUACUUCUGGUUCAACCCGAUCAAGAUCUGGGGCUUGAACAGCACCGGCGUCCCUGUUGACGACUAUCUACCCAAGAGCUUUAGAGACGGAGUGGAUGUGUAUCACGACGCUUCCAAGGCCAUCUUCUACUUGUACAUUGGCGCGCUGAUUGCCUCGUGCAUCACUAUCCUUGUGGGCAUCUCGGCCAUCUUCUCGAGAUGGGGUUCUUUCUUUACUACCUUCUGCGCUUCCGCCAUGGCGCUCCUUCUCGUUGCAGGAUCUAUCACCGCCACCGCCGUUUACAUCGUCCUAAAGGCCGCCUUGAACAACACUCUGAAGAAGGAAUACGGCAUUAAGACCACUUUGGGCAGCUCCGUCUUCUCCGUCACCUGGAUUGGCAGUGCCUUCGCUGUCGGAGCGGCAUUCUUCUGGUUGUUGAGUGUGUGCUGUUGCAGUGGAAGAAGUCCCUACAACCCUGGAAGUAAAGAAGCUAGACGCACAAGAGCAGAGAAGACGCCGUAUACGUAUGAGAGGGUGGGGAGUCCCUACAUGGGCCCAAGUGACCAGCAAAGUGUGCCAUUGAACACGCUCGGCCCCCAGCCAUAUGCGCCGCAAAGAGGUGCCGCUUACGAACCAUUCAGGCCGCAAGGUGUCUGA